Molecule: messenger RNA, 1548 nt
Organism: Xylaria bambusicola
Lineage: Eukaryota; Fungi; Ascomycota; Sordariomycetes; Xylariales; Xylariaceae
Product: tannase and feruloyl esterase
Exons: 3
Coding region: 1-1548 (515 amino acids)
Source: RefSeq, a predicted model, not a curated record
AUGUCUCUUCUACUUUCUAGCCCUUGCGUCCCCGCUACGUUUGACCUUUCCGGUAUCACUGGUCUAGAGGUUCUUCACAUCGAUGCCACUCUAGUAAACAACUACAGCGCUUCCGUCUCGGAGGUGUUUCUAUUCACUCAACCGUCUGUGGAAUUGUUGAAUGCCACAUUCUGCAAUGUCACAGUGUCGUACACUCACCCUGGACAGAACGACACAGUUCACGCGGAAGCUUGGUUACCGGCAACAAACUGGAAUAGCCGAUUCCAGGCUGUUGGGGGCGGUGGUUAUAUAGCCGGUCGUUAUGCUGCCUCAUAUGCUAAUAUGGAAGGGGCUAUAGCGGAUGGGUACGCCACCAUAACGACCGAUGCAGGAGUAGGGAAUACUCAAGACCCGUCUCCAUGGGCAUUGCUUAGUCCAGGCAACGUUGACUUAUAUAAUGUUCAGAAUAUUGGAUCUGUAUCAUUGGCUGAUGGGGGACUCAUUGGGAAAUCGCUUGUCAAGAGCUUUUACGGUAAAGGCCCUGACUAUUCUUACUGGAACGGUUGUUCACAAGGUGGCCGCCAAGGCAUGAUGCUGGCACAACGCUAUCCCACGCUGUACGACGGAAUCGCGGCUGGUGCUCCAGCGAUCCAUUGGAACGACCUCUUGUCCUCUAUACAGUGGCCAGAGCAGAUCAUGAACCUUUUGCGUAGCUAUCCAUAUAACUGCGAGCUUGACUCAAUCAAUGCUGCUGCUGUCUCUGCUUGUGACGGACUUGAUGGCAUCGCCGACGGUGUCAUAACGGAAUUCGACACUUGCUUAACCACAUUUGACCCUUUCAGUCUUGUUGGGACAACUAUCAACUGUACCGAGACUGGCGAGACAAUUUCAAUCAGCAGCACUGCGGCGGCUGUCAUCAAUGCAACUUGGAGUGGCCCACGCACAGCGAGCGGGAAGCAAUUGUGGUACGGCUACAAUCCCGGGGCUGAUAUCACUGGCAACGGCCAACCCCCGAAUCAGAGAAUUGGAAUUGCGAGAACCAAUUGCACCCCAAGAGCUUGCGUUGGUAUCCCACAUUUUCUGAGUAACCCAUGGUUUCGGCUUUUCGUAGCCAAGGAUCCAAAUCUCAGCUUGUUCAAUAUUACCCAUGCCCAAUUCGACAUUUUGAUACACCGCGGUCAGCAAGAGUACCGAUCCUUCAUAGGGACAGAAGACCCUGAUCUCUCGGAGUUUCGAAGCGCUGGUGGCAAGUUAGUGAGCUUCCACGGAUUAUACGACCAAACUAUACCUUCGAAGGGCACGGAGCACUAUUACCAGCAGGUUGCUUCGGCUAUACCAGAAAUCGAUGACUUUUAUCGGCACUUUGAGAUUCCAGGGCUGGGUCACUGCAGCGGCGGACGGAGUGGACAACCAAACCAGCUGUUCUCACAACUUCGCGCGUGGGUUGAGAAUGGGACUGCACCUACGCAAACCUCUGUCAAAAUAACUGACUUGGAGGGAAAGGUACACGAUCGUGUCUUGCGCAGGUAUGCUCUAAGAACGAAUGACACGAGUCAAAGAUGUGAUUAG